CCAUUUUAGCGCGUCUCCAGCCAUCCGGUAUGAUGGCGACUUUGCUUUGUCUCCAGUGAACAGGGUUGCAUCAAUAGUCGAAAUAUAUUUUUCUUCUCUCUAAAAUUAACAGUGUUUUUAUCUCCGGGACGACGUGCCAAGAACUACACGUGUCUCAGUCGUUCAAGAAAUGACUACAGAGUACAGAAGGUAAAAUGAGUAAGGCCUCAGCUGAAUCUACAGACCAAGUGAUGGAGGAGGAAGUAGGUCAGCUUCCGAUUACAGACCAGAUGGAGGAGGACGAGGAGGAGGAGGAGGCUGGGAGCUCAACAGAGACUGAGAGACCCUCCUCUUCUCACACCAAGAGGAAGCCUUCUGUUGCAGCCAAGCAAGUUGGAGGGAAUGAGUCAGACACCUCGGACGAGAGUGGACAGGACGAUGGCGCCUCAGAUGGGAUGUUGGUUGUGCGGCCUCCUGCUGGGACUGACAAGGAGGACAAGAGCAGAGGAGCCAUGAAGCUCCGAGUGGACCUCUCACGGAGAAAGACAGGUAAAAUGAGUAAGGCCUCAGCUGAAUCUACAGACCAAGUGAUGGAGGAGGAAGUAGGUCAGCUUCCGAUUACAGACCAGAUGGAGGACGAGGAGGAGGAGGCUGGGAGCUCAACAGAGACUGAGAGACCCUCCUCUUCUCACACCAAGAGGAAGCCUUCUGUUGCAGCCAAGCAAGUUGGAGGGAAUGAGUCAGACACCUCUGACGAGAGUGGACAGGACGAUGGCGCCUCAGAUGGGAUGUUGGUUGUGCGGCCUCCUGCUGGGACUGACAACAAGGAGGACAAGAGCAGAGGAGCCAUGAAGCUCCGAGUGGACCUCUCACGGAGAAAGACAGGUAAAAUGAGUAAGGCCUCAGCUGAAUCUACAGACCAAGUGAUGGAGGAGGAAGUAGGUCAGCUUCCGAUUACAGACCAGAUGGAGGAGGCGGAGGACGAGGAGGAGGAGGCUGGGAGCUCAACAGAGACUGUGAGACCCUCCUCUUCUCACACCAAGAGGAAGCCUUCUGUUGCAGCCAAGCAAGUUGGAGGGAAUGAGUCAGACACCUCGGACGAGAGUGGACAGGACGAUGGCGCCUCAGAUGGGAUGUUGGUUGUGCGGCCUCCUGCUGGGACUGACAACAAGGAGGACAAGAGCAGAGGAGCCAUGAAGCUCCGAGUGGACCUCUCACGGAGAAAGACAGAUACCACUUUGCAGGAGAGGAUAGACUGCACCGCCUGUGGACAGCAGGUCAACCACUUCCAGCGCCACUCAGUGUUUGAGCACCCGAUGCUCCAUGUGCUCCUCUGCAAGUCGUGUUAUAAGUAUUACACCAGCGAUGACAUCAAUAAAGACGAGGACGGCAUGGACGAACAGUGCAGGUGGUGUGCUGAAGGUGGCAACCUGAUCUGCUGUGACUACUGCCACAACGCCUUCUGUAAGAAGUGCAUCCUGCGUAACCUGGGGCGCAAGGAGCUGUCCAUGAUCACCGACGAGGACAGUAAAUGGUCUUGCUAUAUCUGCAGCCCUCAGCCUCUCUCAGACAUCGCCUCCAACUGCUCCAACAUCUUGACCAAGCUGGAGAGCUUCUGGCGCACUGGGCGCAAGAAAGAGAGGGAAGAGAAAGAGAGGAAGGAGGUGAAAGGGCACAGUAAGGGUAAAGGUCACCACCACCAUGGUAAAGCUGUGGUGAACGGUAAGGAACAUUCAGACGGGUCAGGGACCCUCACCUUCUCCUAUAAGACCCUGAAGGUCCCCAAGGAGCUGGUGAAGAGGACCAAGAAGCUGAUUGAGACGACCACAGGGCUCAACAGCACGUUCAUCCAUUUCAUCCAGCAGGCUGAGGAGGAGCAGGGAGCAGGAGAAGGUGGCAGCGGGACCAGACACAGACACCUCAAGGCCUUCAGGUCUGUUCUGGCUGAUCUGAAGAAGGCCCAUGCUGCUCUAGAGAAAGACUUGGAGUCACAGUUCACUUCCCAGGACCAGGGGAUGCAGAAUGGGGAUGCUGUUUCAAACACCGACGGCCAUGACGGCCACGAUCAGAUAGACAAUGGGCAAGAGGCAGAAGAGGACAAAAUGGCCGACACUGAGGAUGGGGAGGAGGAUGGGGGUGUGUCAGAGGACACAGAGAUGGAGGGGAGCCCCACCCCCACGCCUCAGGACCACUCAGAGACAGGCAGCCAGGCUAAAGACCAGACAGUGGUGAAAAUGGAGGAGGAGGAUGGAACAGAGGAGGAAGCUGACCGGGAUAAAGACAUCGUGUCCGUCGGGCCGUCCGUCCCUGACGAGCUCUUCCAGAUGGUCAAGAGUUUAGCGGACUCCACCGGGUUAACGCCCGGUAACGACGCCACGGAACUCACAGCGGCUAGCCAAUCGGAGAACCCCGCUGCUGGCUCAACCAGGAAGUCGCAUGACACCCAGAAGGAGAAGGCCAUGCCCAAGGUUAAGAACCUCAUCUUGAAGCUGACGCCUGUUCCUGUGGUUACCACACGCGCCUCCAGGUCUAAGAGUAAGGAUGGAGAGAAGGAGAGGAGUAAGGAUGGAGGGAAGGAGAGGAGUAAGGAUGAAGGGAAGGAAAGGAGUAAGGAUGGAGGGAAGGAGAAGGAAAGGAGUAAGGAUGGAGGGAAGGAGAAGGAGAGGAGUAAGGAUGAGAACAUCGACUCAGAAGGCGAGGAGAAGAGCCCAAGCAAGCUGAAGAGGAGAACCAAGGGCAGCUCCGAGAAAGAACGGGGGAACACGGAGGAGAGGAAAGAGAGCAAGGCCUCCUCCAUGGUAACCUCUGACCCUUCGAAACAGGACGUGGACUCAGAUUCUGACGAGGUUCCAGACAUCCUGGUCCAGACUGCAGCGGCGGAACACAGCUCGGACGAGGAUGUGCAGCAGGACGCCGACAGUAACCAGGGCAACAAGCGCGCCAGGAAGUGCCUGUUCAAACUGAGCAAGAAAGAGCAGGUGGGAGAGGAGGAGGAGGAGCAGGUGGGAGAGGAGGAGGAGGAGGAGCAGGUGGGAGAGGAGGAGGAGGGGGAGGAGCAGCAGGUGGGAGAGGAGGAGGAGCAGCAGGUGGGAGAGGAGGAGGAGCAGCAGGUGGGAGAGGAGGAGGAGCAGGUGGGAGAGGAGGAGGGAGAGAAUGACAAGGAGAAGACGGACAAGAAGCCGGCGGCCAAACGCAAACUGAAAGCCGACGACUCCGACAACUCAGAGUCUGACUCCGAUGAAGACGCAAAGAAGAAAAAGAAGUCCUCCACGGCUUCUGACAAGAAGACAUCCAAGAAGAAGCAGAAGGUCUCGGACGGCUCCUCCAACUCGGACCUGGAGAAGGAGAUGAAGGGACUCAGCAAACUGACGACGGGGAAACGGAGGAGCAGCCGUGUGAAGAAGGAAAGAGAGGAGAAGGAGAACAAGAGCGGAGAUCGGAGGCGGUCGUACGAACUGAAACGCAAAGCCAGAAGUAGAGGAGCCAAGCAGCAAGAUUCAUCGUCUGAUGAUGACGACGAGGAGGAGGAGGGAGGAGGGUCUGGAGAGGAGAGUGGAGACCAGCAGAAGAUUAAACCCAUCGUGGAGGAGACGGUGGUAGCAGGGAGGGAAACCUUCCACCAGUCCUCAGGAGAGGAAGGUAACCAUGACGCUUCUCAGAUGGCUGUUGAUGAUGACGAUGAUGAUCCAGAAAACAGGAUUGCCAAGAAGAUGCUGCUGGCCCAGAUCAAGGCCAACUACUCUUCAGGAGCAGAGGAGAGCUCUGACGAGGAUGGAGAAGAGAAGGAACAGAGGAAGGGAGGAGAGGAGGAGGAGGAGGAGGAGGAGGCAGAUGAUGGUGAGGAAGAGGAGGAGGAGGAGGAAGGGGACUCUGGCUCUGACAUGGAUGUGAAGAAGAGUGGGGGGCGUCGCCACCGGCUGCUCCGCCACAAACUGACGCUGAGCGAGGGAGAGUCAGGAGAGGAGAAAGAGAAACCAGCCAGCAAGGGGAAGAAGGAGACCAAGAGGACCAGACGGAAAGUGGGCAGUGAUGACUCAGCAGACUUAGACUCUGAGGAGUCGGCUAGCAGCAGUGAGUCAGGAGUUAGUGAGGAGAUCAGUGAGGAGGAGGAGGAGGAGUCAGAGGAGGAGUCAGAGGAGGGCAGCAGUCGCAGGAGGACCACGCGCUCCUCCAAGAAGAAGAAGAAGAAGAAGGAGGAGAGGAGCUACGCCCAGAAGAAGAAACGCCGUCGCAUCAAGGUUCAGGACUCUUCAUCUGACGAGAAGAGCGGGUCAGGAGAGGACGGCUCGGGGAAGGAGGAUGGAGACACUCCUAAAGGACAGAGGAAGAAGAUCAGAAAAAUCCUCAAGGACGACAAGCUGAGGACGGAAACGAGGGAUGCCCUGAAGGAAGAGGAGGAGAGGAGGAGACGCAUCGCUGAGAGGGAGCAGCUCAGGGAGAAACUCAGAGAGGUACUCGUGGUGGAGGAGGCGUCCGCCGUGGCUUGUCCAAUCACAACCAAGCUGGUGCUGGAUGAAGACGAGGAGACCAAGGAGCCCAUGGUGCAGGUUCACCGCAAUCUGGUCACUAAGCUCAAACCACACCAGGUCGACGGGGUCCAGUUCAUGUGGGACUGCUGUUGUGAGUCGGUGAAGAAAACCAACAAGAACUCUGGUUCUGGAUGUAUCCUGGCUCACUGUAUGGGUCUGGGAAAAACACUGCAGGUGGUAACCCUACUCCACACACUACUGCUGUGUGAAAAGUUAGACUUCUCCACGGCUCUGAUCGUCUGUCCUCUCAACACGGUUCUCAACUGGCUCAAUGAGUUUGAGAAGUGGCAGUACGGCUUCAAGGACGAGGAGAGUUUAGAGGUGACGGAGCUGGCCACGGUGAAGCGUCCUCAGGAGAGAGCUUCUGCUCUGCAGCAGUGGCAGGAGGAUGGAGGAAUCAUGAUCAUUGGCUAUGAGAUGUACCGUAACCUCACACAGGGUAGAAACAUCAAGAGCAAGAAACUCAAAGAGACCUUCCAGAAGACCCUGGUUGACCCAGGCCCAGACUUUGUGAUCUGUGAUGAGGGCCACAUCUUGAAGAACGAGGCGUCGGCCAUCUCUAAAGCCAUGAACUCCAUCAAGACCCGACGGAGAGUGGUGCUCACUGGCACACCGCUGCAGAACAACCUCAUAGAGUACCACUGCAUGGUGAACUUCAUCAAGGAGAACCUGCUGGGGUCAGUGAAGGAGUUCAGGAACCGCUUCGUCAAUCCCAUCCAGAACGGGCAGGCAGCAGACUCCACAGACCAGGAUGUACGGAUCAUGAAGAAGAGGGCUCACAUCCUCUACGAGAUGCUCAAUGGAUGUGUUCAGAGAAGAGACUACUCUGCCCUGACCAAGUUCCUGCCUCCUAAACAUGAGUACGUUGUGUCCGUCAGAGUCACGCCCAUCCAGUGUACUCUAUACCGACACUACCUGGAGCACUUAACAGGUGCGGGGAACGUGGUGGAGGGGGGUCGGGGCCGAGCCGGGACCAAACUGUUCCAGGACUUCCAGAUGCUCAGCAGAAUCUGGACCCAUCCCUGGUGCCUGCAGCUGGACUACAUCAGCAAGGAAAACAAGGGGUACUUUGACGAGGACAGCAUGGACGAGUUCAUCGCCUCGGAGACCGAGGAGUCUUCCAUGAGCAUGACCUCUGAAGACGAGAAACAGAAAAAGAAGAAGAAGCGAGGGAAGGCCAGGAAGAAGGACAGUGACUCAGACAGUGAUGCUCUCGAGGUGAUAAAGGAGUGGAACACCAGCUCCCGAGGGGGAGACCCUUCCAGCCGCAACCGGGCGGAGCCAGAGGAGGAAGUGCGGCCAGCUUCCAGCCCUGGCACCAGGAGUCCUGACUGGCACAAGGAGUUUGUUACGGAGGCCGACUCUGAGAUCCUGGAGCAUUCUGGGAAGAUGGUGCUGCUGUUUGAGAUCCUCCGUAUGGCCGAGGAGGUGGAGGACAAAGUUCUGGUGUUCAGUCAGUCUCUGAUCUCUCUGGACCUGAUUGAAGACUUCCUGGAGCUGUCUGGCCGAGCCAAAGAGGAGGAGAAACAGUCUCCCUACAAAGGUGAGGGGAAGUGGUUCCGGAACAUAGACUACUACCGCUUGGACGGCUCCACCAACGCCCUGAACCGGAAGAAGUGGGCAGAAGAGUUCAAUGACACCAGCAACGUCCGAGGUCGGUUGUUCCUGAUCUCGACCAGGGCUGGUUCUCUGGGCAUCAACCUGAUAGGAGCUAACAGGGUCAUCAUCUUCGACGCGUCCUGGAACCCGUCGUACGACAUCCAGAGUAUCUUCAGGCUCUACCGCUUCGGACAGCUCAAGACCUGCUACGUUUACCGAUUCCUGGCUCAGGGUACUAUGGAAGAGAAGAUCUAUGACCGCCAGGUGGCUAAACAGUCUCUGUCCUUCCGAGUGGUGGAUCAACAGCAGAUAGAGAGACAUUUCACCAUGAAUGAGCUGACGGAGCUCUACGCCUUUGAACCUGACCUUCUGGAUGAUCCCACUGGCAAGAAGAGCAAGAGGACCACGCCUAUGCUGCCAAAGGACCCCUUCCUAGCUGAGCUGCUCCACAGCAAUAAGGAGCAGAUUGUGGGCUAUCAUGAACAUGACUCCCUGCUGGAUCACAAGGAAGAGGAGGCUCUCAGCGAGGAGGACCGCAAAGCAGCCUGGGCCGAGUACGAGGCGGAGAAGAAGGGUCUGUCUCUGCGUGUGAACCAUGGAGCGUACGGAGGACAGAUGGACAUGGGAGGAGCUAACAGCUACUUCCCCUUCAACGUUGCCGCACUGGCCUCUAUGUCCAACCCUCAGCUGGAGGAGUUGAUCAACCAGGGCCGUCAGAAGGUGAUGGAGGCCACCAACGCUCUCAAGUUCCUCCCCAGAGAAUCUCUAGAGGACACCAUCGGGAGAGUGUGGAAGGAGAACCCAGCACUAACGGAGUCCCAGGUCCAGGCCAUGGCUCUGGGGAGACAGGCCAGUGUAGAGAUGGAACUCAAACGAAGAGAAGCUGUCUACAGAGACGUCCUCAAUAAGCAACAGACUCUAAUGAUGUACGUUCAGAAGGUGAUCACCAACAGGAAGGUGAGAGAGCAGCAGAUGGCCAUGGCCAACCAGGCCCAGCUGAUGAGCCAGAUGAACGGCAUGCUGGGAGCUGGAGGGAUGAGCCAGAUGGAACUCUUGGGGUUGUACCAACAGCUGGGGGCGCUACAGGGUCAUCCCACCCACCCCUCCAUGGGCGGCAAGAACCCCGGCCCCUCCAAGGGCAACCUGUAAGGGGAGGGGGACCCAGGGCUUGCUCCACAUAGUCCCCUAUCUAUUCUCUACAUAGUGCACUAUCCACUUCAUAUUGGCUCUGGUCAAAAGUAGUGCACUAUUUAGGCAAUAGGGUAUCAUUUGGGACUCAGACCCACUCACUGCCCCCUCACUGUCUCACUCAGUAGGUUGCUCCUUAAUGCUGCCCCGUCUCCUAUGUAGUGCACUAGAUGGAGCGCAGAUCCCUAGGGUUUUGGUUAGAAGUAGUGCACUAUGUAGGGGAUAGGGGUGGGAUCUGGGACGUUGCCCGCUGUCUUACAACCCUCCUUCACUGGGGAGGUGAGAUGACACAGAGAGAAGGGUCUCGGAGCCCCUCACCACUCCCUCCAGCUCUCCCGUCUCCUGAAGCAGGGAAUGACAUGACUUGUAUAGGGACUAUAUGAAGGCGUUUUAGAAAUGUCAUUUGAAAUUCUGUAUAUACCGCCUUAAUGUUAUUCAACUUCUCUUCUGUCUGCAGUUUUCAUGUAUUUAAAAUAACGUAAGGAAAGGGAAAUGUUUUUGUCCCAAUGCUUUUAAGCAUUACGUUAUUCUUUCCCCUGAAAGGAGGGGUUGUUUAAUGAAUUGAUUAUUCUGUAAGUUGUGUUUUGAUACAGUUUUAAUGAAUGCCUGUCUAUCUAAAGAACCCCCAGAGGGAGACCAUAGUGCUGACAGGACUGUUUUAGGAUAUUAAACAUCUAGAUUAUUAGAUCCCCUGUAGAACCCUCCCUCCACCAAGACAGACACACGCAGACAGACACACGCAGACAGACACACGCAGACAGACACACGCAGACAGACACACGCAGAC
Molecule: messenger RNA, 8082 nt
Organism: Oncorhynchus mykiss (rainbow trout)
Lineage: Eukaryota; Metazoa; Chordata; Actinopteri; Salmoniformes; Salmonidae
Source: RefSeq, a predicted model, not a curated record